Lobosporangium transversale is the source of this 558-nucleotide messenger RNA. RefSeq lists its product as hypothetical. The record is from RefSeq and is a predicted model, not a curated record. Gene Ontology annotation, cellular component: membrane. The annotation marks the transcript as partial. Lineage: Eukaryota; Fungi; Mortierellomycota; Mortierellomycetes; Mortierellales; Mortierellaceae. Gene Ontology annotation, biological process: carbohydrate metabolic process. The transcript has 3 exons. Gene Ontology annotation, molecular function: chitin deacetylase activity.
UCAUCUUCACUUUCACUCUUGCUGUUCGCACUCGCAAUCGUCCAUGCACAGACAUCAUCCCCAUAUCCACCACCAGACCAAGUCCCUCCAAUUGAUUCACCCCAAGUCCAAGCAUGGCUUAAGGAAAUUGACUUGACUGGCGCUCCAGAUAUUCCCUUGCGCCCGGGCAAUCCUCCAGGGUGUGUUAGUAACCCAGUUCCUGAUGAAUGCAACUGGACAUGUCAGAAGUGCCCUGCUGAUGAUCUUAUCGAUUGCAGUGUACCCAACACAUGGGGAAUAACUUUUGAUGAUGGCCCCUCAACUGUCACACCCUCAUUGUUAGACUAUCUGAAAGCCAGCAACGUCCCUGCAACUUUCUUCUUGAUGGGAAGCAAUGCAGCUAAGUAUCCCGAGACUCUCAAGCGUCAAGUGGCCGAUGGUCACCAUCUGGCCUCGCACACUUGGUCACACCAUGCUCUGACAUCUUUGAGUAACGAGCAGAUUGUGGCCGAGAUGAAAUGGACAGAGAAGGUCGUGCUUGAUCAUACGGGUAUGCGAAUGAAAUUUAUGCGUCCUCCU